Tricharina praecox is the source of this 1431-nucleotide messenger RNA. RefSeq lists its product as uncharacterized. The coding region runs from base 1 to 1431 and encodes 476 amino acids. NCBI's taxonomy places the organism in Eukaryota, Fungi, Ascomycota, Pezizomycetes, Pezizales, Pyronemataceae. The record is from RefSeq and is a predicted model, not a curated record. Gene Ontology annotation, molecular function: nucleic acid binding. The transcript is spliced from 4 exons.
AUGCCGGAAGCUAUAACGUACUACGACACGUGCAGGAUGCUGCAGCAACUUCCGUCCUUCAGUUUUACUUUGUAUUUCCAUACAGCAAACUUCAUGAAGGCCUCAAGCUCUGCCGUCAAUGACGUCGCUGUUACUUCAUCCUCGUCCAGCAACAUACCCUCCAGCCAAACUAUUGCUUCCACGGCCUCCCAAGCCUCAGCAGCCUCCUCAUCUGGCAGUCCCACCCAUGUCCAUUCGGACCUGCAAACAUUGAUGAAGCACGAUGAUGCCACCCAGAAGACUCCUCCUGUCGGCAUCCCUUGCUCUGAAGUAUCGACCUUCAUCAACGACCUUGACGCCAAACACGGUGUCGACGACAGGGUUUACGAUCCCAAGACAUGUCUACACCGGGGAGAAGAGCUAGGAAUCCGUAUCGGAACAGGUCAAUGGUUGGUCGCCCAUAUGACACAACAGGGCCAUAUAUUCCCUAUGAGACGGUGGGAAUACUAUAUGAUUGUUCGUGGGGAACAUCCCAUGGGUUCACAGCUGCCGCUUCCUACAGUCGCCCUGGUCGGCGAUGUCCACUGCAUCGUUGCCUACGACCACACAAUGCAGUUCCAGUUCUUCUUCCGCAGCGAACCGUGGUGGGACAUUCGUUGGAACGCCUGUCCCAUCAAUUCGAGCAAGGCAUCCAAUCAGUUAUGGAACGGCAUCGGUGAAUCCCACGCCGAUGAAAUCCUGUGGGGGGCCAGCAUCUUCCCGGGCACACCUACCAACACCGUCUUUUUGGACGCAGCUAUGCGGGAGCGUCUACUAGAUUCCAUCAGACGGUUCUUUGCCCAUGUUCGCAGCCGCGAAUACACCGCCAAAGUUUCUGCCAAAUCCACCUCUCCCUGGGCCUUGGACAUCCACCAGCGUAUCACAGAGUUCCAUAACAGCUUCACGCAGGUGCACAGGAAGACUUUCGUUGUGGAGAAGGACGUACCGCCGGCUGCCAGUGUGGAUGCAGUCCCUGCACAGCCUUACCCUCUCACCUGGUUCCCCAAGGAGCCCUACCAACUCGUCAAGGUGUUCUGCUACGGCAAGAAGAAGCCGAAUGGUGGCGGUGGUGGCAUUGCCGUCGCGCGGCUCUCCACCGUCAUGAAGCCCAGCGAUACGGUUCUGGAGGAAUUGCAGCCGGAAGAGCUGUCUAUCGAGGAGCUGGACCGUGACGCGGACAGCGCCGGAAUUCCCGGGCUGGGCAUUGGCAGCUUCCACUACUUCCUGCAAUGGAAGGAGUGCAAGGGGGAGAACGAGCAGGCGAUACCCGAGCAGUUGCACGGCCAUGUGGGCGGAAAGAUGAAGUUGGUGCGUACGGGAGCGGUGGGAAGACCCCGCCGAAAGAUGAAGACGGCCCUCAAUGAGGCAGUUCCCGAGAAGGAAGAUGCCCACAGGGAUAAGAAACAUCGUUAA